UGUGGGAAAGGAAACAGCCGAAGGACAGCACAGGGGCAGGUUUCAGACCUGAGGAAGCAGAGAGCGAACAGCAGCACCCUGAGCUCACAGCCAGUGGGCAGAGCCAGCCAGUCACCUCCCUGCAGCCGCAGGUCUGUGCAGAGCUGCCAGAGAUGCAGCGUCAGAGGCAGCUCCCUCUGAUGCCAGCAGAGACCAGCAGGAUUUGAGCUGCCACUCCACUGACUUGGGACCAGGUGUCACUCAGGGGAAAGGUGCAAGAGCCAGAAAAGACGUUUGAGGAGGCUUUGAGUGCAUUGUCUGCUGGACCGGAAAGAUAAUGGAGAGCACGGGAGGGCCGUAUCUGAACACAGCUGCGGUGACUUCCCCUGUAGGAAUAGCUCGAUUGCUGCAGAUGACCUUCGGAUGUACCACAUUCAGCCUGGUUGCCCACCAAGGGGGCUUCAGUGCCGCGUAUGGCACCUUCUGCAUGUUUGUCUGGACCUUCUGCUUUGCCAUCACUGUGUUCAUCAUUGCCUGUGAGUUCACACACCUGCACAGCUGCCUGAGCCUCUCCUGGGGAAACUUCACCGCUGCUUUUGCCAUGCUUGCCACACUCAUGUCCAUCACGGCUGCAGUGAUCUACCCACUCUACUUUGUCCAGGUGGGCUGUUACCCCAUCGGCUGUGAGGUGAGGGAUUUCCGUAUCGCAGCCAGUGUCUUUGCGGGCCUUCUGUUUGUCGCCUACGCCACUGAGGUGUUCUUAACCAGGGCAAAGCCGGGACAAGUCACCAGCUACAUGGCCACUAUCUCUGGACUCUUGAAAAUCGUUCAGGCCUUUGUGGCCUGCAUCAUCUUUGGGGCACUAGUGAACGACAGCCAAUAUGGUAAAUACGUGGCGACGCAGUGGUGUGUGGCUGUCUACAGCUUUUGCUUUGUGGUGACAGUGGUGGUAGUGGCCUUCAGCGUCACAGGUAAGACUGCCUUGCUGUGGUUCCCUUUUGAGCGUUCUGUGGUCAUCUACACCUUUGGGGCUGUGCUGCUCUACGCGAGUGCUGCGGUCAUCUGGCCAGUGUUCUGCUUUGACAGCAAGUACGGCUCCCCACAACGCCCUGGCCUCUGUGCCAAGGGAAAGUGCCCCUGGGACAGCCAGCUGGUGAUUGCCAUCUUCACCUAUGUCAACCUGCUGUUCUAUGUCUUGGACCUGGCGUACUCCCAGCGCAUCCGCUUUGUCUCACACCUCUGAAUUGUGGGUUGGCCUCCGUGGAGACAUCUCAGUGCUGUGAACCACUGCAGGUGCAGAGGGAUGGGGCGAGGGGCAGAGAGGUGCUGGGCAGGCACACACACAACACCAUCAGCCAAACUUUGAGGUGAGGACUGACUACACUAACAAGUUAAUGACCUGGAGCGGGUGGGCUGCAGCUGGUGCAAAGCAUAGCCCAACUCCCCCAUGGCUCUGCCUCGCCUGCCUGGUGCCAGUGCAAAGGAAUUACACAGCUCCAUGUGCAUCUGCAGGCAGCAGGAAUGCUUGUAGCCACAGCAGCGGGGCUGCAGGCUGCCAGGUUACUGAGCCAAAUAUUAGGAAAGACACCAAGGAUUUUGAAACUGUUAACCAGUAACCAAGUGACAACUCAAGAAGUGGAAAAGUUAAAAGCUGCAUGAAGGAACACCAGGAGAUGAAAAUCAAUCCCUCGGAGUUUGGGUUAGUUUGGACUGUGUUGUGAGAUGUGGAAUGCCUGAAAGUGUGGGCAGUUCCAGUCUGGGUGUUUCUGAGAAGAACAUCAUAGCCAUAACAGUAUUUUGAAGGUUGCCAGUUUUUUCCCUUCCUCUCCUUUGCUGUCUAGCACAGAAAAGGAAUAUCCUCAAGUACACACCUUGGAGGAGGCCUAUUUAAUUUAAUAUUCCUAUUUAGCAAACACUGAUUAACUACAGAAAUGAAACUUUGUGAAGUCAGGGCUCUACUGCUGAAAACCAGG
Messenger RNA from Pseudopodoces humilis (Tibetan ground-tit), 1952 nucleotides. RefSeq names its product myeloid associated differentiation marker like 2 (gene MYADML2). NCBI's taxonomy places the organism in Eukaryota, Metazoa, Chordata, Aves, Passeriformes, Paridae. The record is from RefSeq and is a predicted model, not a curated record. Gene Ontology annotation, cellular component: membrane.